Durotheca rogersii is the source of this 1392-nucleotide messenger RNA. RefSeq lists its product as uncharacterized. Gene Ontology annotation, cellular component: MIS12/MIND type complex; kinetochore. The transcript is spliced from 2 exons. Gene Ontology annotation, biological process: mitotic sister chromatid segregation. Bases 1 to 789 code for a protein of 262 amino acids. NCBI's taxonomy places the organism in Eukaryota, Fungi, Ascomycota, Sordariomycetes, Xylariales, Xylariaceae. The record is from RefSeq and is a predicted model, not a curated record.
AUGGCCGCCGACGACGCCAGCGGCGCCCACCGCCCCAUCGAGCUCCAGACGCCCGACGACCUCGCGUACCUCGUGGCCAACGUGCGGCGCGCCGCGGCGGCGCGGCUCGACGAGGCGUUCCCGCCGCUCGCGGGCGGCGGCGCCGCCGAGGGCACGGCGGGCGAGGACGAGCUGCGCACGCGCAUCGAGGAGCUGGUUGACGAGUACAUCGCGCGCACCUUCUCGCUCGCGGGCCCGAACCUGUCGAUCAACGGGCUGCCAGUAGAGGACAUAUCACCGUUCCUAUCGGGCGACGGCGGCGGCGGCGGCGGCGCCUGGUCGACGGACCCGCUGCGGCCGGACGAGGUGUACGAGCCGUUCGACGCGCGCAAGCGCGCCCGCGUCGAGGAGCUCGCGCGCGAGGAGGAGGACCUGCUGCGCGACAUCGCGCACCUCAAGAAGAGCGUGCCGGCGGCGGCGGCGGCCGCGUGGGCCGACGCGGCGCGCCGCGGCGUCGCCGACGACGAGGCCGCCCUCGCCGCCGCCAACGCGCGCGCCGCCGGCGCGUACGCGGCACACCCCGCCCCCGCCGCGGAGGGAGAGCCGCGGCCGCAGGCGCCGGAGCCGGCCCCCGCGUCGCUCCUCGGCGUCGAGGCCCUCGCCCUCGACCCCGACCGCCGGGCCGACGCCGAGCGCGCCUACCGCGACGCGGUCCGCGGCCUCGGCCGCCUCAAGCGCGAGAUGCCGUCGGUGGUGGCGCGCAUGGAGCGCGCGCGCGGCGCCGGCGAGUACGUGAUCACGGAACGGUGAGCGCAAGGCCGGGAACCGGGUUUGUCGCGCUGCUUCUGCUGCUGCCCUCGUCCGCGUCCUGGGACGAGGCUGUGGGAAGCCCCCCCCCCCCACCCCCCGGGCAGCUACCCGCCGGGGAAGAAAGGGGGGCGCGGGAGAGAGGGAGGGGCAUCCCGGAGGUGGAGGGUACGCGUGUGUCGUAGGUGCGUGGUAGACGGAGAGGUCGAGGGGAGAGGAAGAAAAAUAUCAUCGCUACAGCCGCUGUGCUAGAGAAUCUCCCCUAGUAUAGUAUACUCUGGCUUGCUCGAACGGACGACGUAGCUGUAAUUGGAAGGGCAGCCGAAGAGCUGCGACGGAUCGAUACACCGACGUCCCUUUCUUCAGGAGCUCCUUUUUGCGAUAUGUGAUUUUUCCCCCCGUCGCCUCGUUGCGUUUUUUGUCACCACCACCCCCGCGGCAACUCCUGGGCCGUAUUGCAGCCGUAGACUCUCACCCCUAGCUCCCACCUUUAGCUGGGAGCCUGAAAAACGGGUUUCGCUUCUCCUACGGGAUCGAUUUAGCUACUACGUACGAGACUACUAGCAACGCGUGGUGUACUACGUAGUAUGUUGGUAGGAGGUAGUA